This is a messenger RNA of Necator americanus (New World hookworm), 414 nucleotides long. RefSeq lists its product as uncharacterized. NCBI's taxonomy places the organism in Eukaryota, Metazoa, Nematoda, Chromadorea, Rhabditida, Ancylostomatidae. The record is from RefSeq and is a predicted model, not a curated record. The coding region runs from base 1 to 414 and encodes 137 amino acids. The transcript has 4 exons.
AUGGAAGCUAAUUUCUGGGAGCUGUUUUUUGUUGGGAACACUAUUGCUAGCCGUAUCUUAUAUCUUGACGAGGAGCACUCUGAUCGCUUAGAUCAGUUUACACUUAUUCUCGAAGAGCUCAUGAAAAGGUCUCAAGCGGGUCUCCUUUCCGUUGAUCAAGCCGCCGAAAUCGAUGUGUUUUGUACAAACGUGAAACUUGGGCAUUUGUUUAGAGAUGAUGGAAGUGAACUCUACGCUACGGAAAAAUUAGCUGAAACUAAUGCUGCGUGUACCUUCAAUUCCUGUCCGACUCCAUCGUGUCCAUCCAGUGAUGACCCGAAAAAUGGAUCGUCUUGCGACAAAAACUUCACCCCCGCAAUUGGGUCUAAUAGCACAGAGUCUGAAAUGGAAAACAUUGAUGGAAGCAGAGAAUAG